AUGUCGACUACGAUGGUGACACUGAUGACCAUCAUGUGGGGUAGUUCCAGCUCGUCACAGUCGGUUUCCGAGCGCUGUCUCGACGUGCUGUCCAUCCCGAGCGUCCUGGUCAAGUACGGACAGAAAGUCCACGGUGACCCCUACCACCCAGAGCUGAACCCAGACGGGAUUGUUGACCUCGGCACAGCAGAAAACAAAGUGUGUGAAGAGAUGCUGUCACAAAAGCUGACCGACCUGAAGGUAGAGAAAGAGGACACGAUUCAGUUAUAUUAUCCCGACCUGAAAGGUAUUAUAAGUUUUAGACGGAGGCUGAAAGUUUUCCUUCAGGAGAUGUUCAAUUCAGUGAAUGAAAUCAACACGGAGGAGUUGGUCGUCAUGAACGGAACCACGUCUAUACUGGAAGUUCUCGCCUACUGCCUGGCCGAGAGAGGAGAUUGUUUCUUGGUACCAAGUCCAUAUUACUAUCGCAUCAAGAACGAUUUUGAAGAACGAGCCGGAAUAGUGUGUUACGAAAUUCCUUUAUACAGUUCGAAGAUAGCUGGCAAAUCAUUUCAACUGAGUGGUUCUGCACUGGAGACUGCCUAUAGGCAGGCAAAGGACGAGGGUAAAUCCGUGAAGGGCGUGGUGCUGAUAAACCCGCACAACCCGCUGGGAGACGUGUACUCCAAGUCCGACCUCCACCGCUUCCUGCUGUUUGCCGCACAGCACCAGCUGCACGUGAUCCUGGACGAGAUCUACGCGCUGUCCGUGUUUGAUGAGCAGACGACGUUCAGUAGUGUCCUCUCCCUGUCCGUCCCAGACCCGCAGCGAACUCACUUCAUAUGGGGCUUCAGCAAGGAUCUCGGCCUGUCCGGCUAUAGGUGCGGCGUCCUGUACUCGAGAAACAAAGACGUGAUCCGAUACGCCACUCAAGUGGCCAUCUACCACCUGACGCCGCCCCUCGUCCAGCUCAAACUAGAGAAACUCAUCACAGACAUCGGUAAGUCUCACCCUCAUCCAGCUUAA
Molecule: messenger RNA, 1005 nt
Organism: Gigantopelta aegis
Lineage: Eukaryota; Metazoa; Mollusca; Gastropoda; Neomphalida; Peltospiridae
Product: 1-aminocyclopropane-1-carboxylate synthase-like protein 1
Exons: 11
Coding region: 1-1005 (334 amino acids)
Biological process (GO): biosynthetic process; amino acid metabolic process
Molecular function (GO): pyridoxal phosphate binding; transaminase activity
Source: RefSeq, a predicted model, not a curated record